AUGACUACUCGUCCGCGACAUACAAAUUACUCCCCUCAGUCUUCGAUAAUAACGCUUUACGAUACGAAUGUUCAGCAUGGGUACACUCCUCAACCGUGGGCUCCUAAUAUAUGGCGUGUCCGAGUUUCCAGAUUCAUCCUCAACUACAAACGACUGCCAUAUAAGACAAUCUGGGUUGAAUUUGCAGAUGUGGAAGUCACUCUACGCAGUAUAGGUGCUCCUCCGAGUGCUAUGAAAAGUGAUGGUCUCCCGCUAUAUACUCUCCCGGUUCUGGUAGACCCUACCAAUAUACCGUAUGCUCCGGUGAUAUUGUCUAACACUAAUAACAUCUCGGAGUAUCUUGAAUCGACAUACCCAUCGCCUGCUGUAUUCCCGGCGGGAUCGCGCGCCUUGCAGUCCUUGUUUGUCCAUUAUAUACAGGAGUUCUUUGCCAAACCCCUACUUCCUAUCAUGGUCCCUAUGAGCCAUCAACACCUGUCUGAUCGUAGCCAACGCCAUCUUCGCAACUAUCCCAGCUCGCUCUCUGCCGCGUAUAACCCUCAAGGCCACUCGUCGAGCCAUCCAUUGCCUUCCGGACCGCAAAGAGAGCAGGCUUGGCUUGCCGUUAAAGAGCAAUUUGACUUUAUCGAUGCCAUCAUGGCAAAGAAUACUGGGGAUGGGGAUGGAAUAGUUGUUAUGGGGCGAGAGGUGACUUACGCUGAUUUCGCCCUAUGCUCAGUGCUAUUAUGGAUAGUGCGUAUUGCCCCGCAAGACUGGGUCCGAGUGCGAAAUUGGAACGGAGGACGUUGGGAGAGGCUGUGGGAGAGGUGCAAGCCUUACAUGCAGGAGCACUAG
Messenger RNA from Lentinula edodes (shiitake mushroom), 834 nucleotides. RefSeq lists its product as uncharacterized. Lineage: Eukaryota; Fungi; Basidiomycota; Agaricomycetes; Agaricales; Omphalotaceae. The transcript is spliced from 3 exons. Bases 1 to 834 code for a protein of 277 amino acids. The record is from RefSeq and is a predicted model, not a curated record.